This is a messenger RNA of Thamnophis sirtalis, 1718 nucleotides long. Lineage: Eukaryota; Metazoa; Chordata; Lepidosauria; Squamata; Natricidae. The record is from RefSeq and is a predicted model, not a curated record.
AGGCAGGGAAGAAGAUAUUUGCCAGGUUAUUUAAGCUUUGUGUGUCUCUCAACUGCGGUUGGCGUUUUGAGGGGGGAGUCAGAGGAGGGAGGAGAAAAAAUCAACCAUCGGCCUCCCCCCUCCACCCUUGGACGCCUUUCUCUGGCAGCUUAGUCGCGGGGGGAAGCCUCGAGGAAGGGAGCUGAAGGCCAAGGAGGACUGAAGCCCCCACCCCAGUUGCCUUCUCCUCUGCUCCCUACGGCUCCAUCGCCUCGCAGCCCAGAGCGAGGAGAACUGCCGGCUUAAAGCCGCCUUCUCUCUUCCCAGCUGACAACAUGGCUGCGGCCGCUUCUGCUGCCCAAGACGAGCAGAAUCAGCUUGAACGUGUAUUUUUGCGUCUCGGCCAUGCAGAAACAGAUGAGCAAUUGCAGAAUAUUAUAUCCAAAUUCCUUCCCCCUGUUCUUUUGAAACUUUCGAGUACACAGGAAGGAGUGCGUAAAAAGGUUAUGGAAUUGCUAGUUCAUCUGAACAAACGAAUCAAAAGUCGCCCAAAAAUCCAACUUCCAGUGGAGACUUUAUUAGUACAAUAUCAAGAUCCUUCUGCGGUCUCCUUUGUUACAAAUUUUACAAUAAUAUAUGUUAAGAUGGGUUACCCUCGUUUGCCUGUGGAAAAGCAAUGUGAGCUGGCACCCACUCUUCUUACUGCAAUGGAAGGAAAACCUCAACCUCAGCAGGACAGCCUAAUGCACCUUCUAAUACCAACACUUUUUCACAUGAAAUAUCCUGUUGAACCUCUGAAAGCAGCUUCUCCGUUUAAUCUUGCUGAAAAACCAAAGACUGUACAACUGCUGUUGGAUUUUAUGUUGGAUGUUCUCCUCAUGCCUUAUGGAUAUGUGUUAAAUGAAUCCCAGAGUCGCCAGAAUGUACCAGUGGGCCAGGGUUCCUCUUCAUCAAGCACUUCUGGAGGAUCUGGGAUCCCUCAGCCUCCUCCGGGAAUGAGCUUUUAUGCAGCCAAGCGGAUAAUUGGAGACAGUCCGUGGACACCUGAGCAGCUGGAACAGUGUAAAUUGGGUAUUGUGAAGUUCAUCGAAGCUGAACAGGUGCCUGAACUUGAAGCUGUCAUACAUUUGGUUAUUGCAUCUAGUGAUACACGGCACAGUGUCGCUACUGCAGCAGAUCUUGAACUCAAAAGCAAGCAGAGUUUAAUUGACUGGAAUAACCCAGCCAUCAUCAACAAGCUGUACAAAGUUUACCUUGGGGAUAUACCACUAAAAACUAAGGAGGGAGCUGUUCUGAAACCAGAAUUGAAACGUGAUCCUGUCAGUACUCGGGUGAAGUUAAAGAUUGUCCCACAUCUUCUGCGUUCCAGGCAAGCUGCAGAAACCUUUCCUGCAAAUAUUCAGGUUGUUUAUGAUGGGCUUUUUGGUGCAAAUGCCAAUGCUAAACUGAGAACUCUCUCUCUUCAAUUUGUGCAUCAUAUUUGUGUAAUUUGCCCUGACAGCAAGAUAAAACCUUUAGGUCCGAUGCUUUUGAAUGGACUGACAAAACUGAUAAAUGAAUAUAAAGAGGUGAGUACAAAGGGAUCGCCUUGUAAAGAAUCUUACUUAUUUGUAGAACUUAGAAUGUUAAAUGUUCUCAUUACUUGCACUUUUUUUCCUAAAGAACUAAUCUCUAUGUUAGAUGAUGAAAUGAUUGAAGGGUUGUCCGUUGAACAGCUAAAAGCUUAUUUAUUCUAUUGA